GUAAGGACUUUUUAAUUUUAGAAUCAAUCUGGAAAAUCUAGAAUUUGCCUGCUGUUCAGGUAAAAACAUCCUGAUUUCUUAACAUCUUAUAUAAGCUCGUGGAAAAGGAAGAAUAUUGAAAGCAACAGACAGUUGAAGUACCACAGGCAAUUUUCAGAAAAAUGUAGCAGCCCGAAUAUCAUUUAAAAUGAAGAUGUCAGAGUAAAUGUCAAAUGGCUGAUGUCGUAACAGGGGUAGAAGCCUCAGCAAUCAGUGUCCUAAAGAGAGCUGUGGAAAUGGAUACAGCUAGAAGGUUUGAUGAAUCACUGGUGUGUUACCAAGAGGGCAUUAAUUUACUAUUACAGGUUUUAAAAGCUACAAGUGAUCAAAGUAAGAAGGAAAGAUACAGGAAGAAAAUAUCAGAAUAUAUGGACAGGGCGGAACAACUCAAAUCUUUUGUUAUAGAAACAAAAAAUGCUGGAGGAUCCCAUGAACAGAUCCAGAUAGAUGACAAUGCUACUGGAUUUGGAAUGGAGAAAUUAUUUUCACGUUUCAUGACAGAAUUUUUGACAGAAAUAGAAAUAGAAGAUCCCUACAUUAGAGCACACCAUCAAAUUUGUAAUUUACUGAGAUUUUGUGAAGUUGUUGUAAAGAGUCAGUGUUCAGUAAAGGAGAUAAGGUUACUGACUGGCAGAGAUGAGUAUCCUGAUGCUCAAAUGCAACAACAGCAGAAACUGAACCAACUAAAGAAAAGUUUACUCAGCCAUGGAAUAGAAUUCAACUGGUCCUUUCACGAUUCUCUACAUGACAGGGAAAUUAGGUUCAACACUGGGUGGAUUGUAAAGAUAGGAAGAGGAUUAGAUAUAUACAAAGCUUCAGACAAUAAAUUUUCUAUAGGAUCCAGUGACCUUGACCUACGACCUUGUCAUAAAACUACUGUAGAUAUAUUUCAUACUAAAUCCAUAAAUAAAACUAAUGAUGAUACAUCAUGACAAAUGUUAUAUUUAUAAUUAAGGCAUUUCUAACAUGGAGGUUAAGAUAGUAUAUAUAUUGAUAUUAUUAAUAUUGAACAUAUAUUUGCAAUGUUCAUUUGAAAUCUCAAUUCCUGCUUUUUUCAUGUUCAAAAUACUAUUUAGAUGUAGAUGGUUUAGACUUAAAAUACAAAUUAGUGAACAUAUUUCUCUGUUGAUAGUCUGUAGAAGUUUUAUCCUGUGAAAUUCAAAUCGAAAACAAACAAAACAUAUAAGUUUAAUCUUUAACCUUUUAUACAUGAUCUGUUAAGAUGAAACAUGAUUUUGUUCAUUUAUUUGAUUUGGCACAUUAAAAAAGAAUGAAAGAAGUGUAAUGAUACUUUUGAAAAUUUUUUAUCAUAUAAGUGGCCUUUUAUCUUCGGCUUCCUUUUUCUUAAAUUUUGCAAAUAUUUUUUUUCCAGAUGAUUUACUUUUAUGAUUUCAUGAUUUUGUAUUUUCAUUUGAAAUACAAUUUUUUUUAGGUAUUUUUUGCAGGUACUGUUUACAUGUAUUAACCUCCAACAGUAACUUAUUAUUCCACCUUAGCAAUUAGCUCACAUAUUACACCAGACUUUACAAGAGUGUUUAUAUAACUUGUCGUUGAAAUUUUAUAUGAAUUAUUUGUUAUUGUUUUGCGUCCAUUUCUUACAUUGUAUAUAUAUAAUUAAUAAAAAUAAAUUAUGAUUACUAAGAA
This is a messenger RNA of Mytilus californianus (California mussel), 1683 nucleotides long. Its product is annotated as MIT domain-containing protein 1-like. The transcript is spliced from 8 exons. The record is from RefSeq and is a predicted model, not a curated record. Bases 213 to 971 code for a protein of 252 amino acids. Lineage: Eukaryota; Metazoa; Mollusca; Bivalvia; Mytilida; Mytilidae.